AAACCUCAAAAUCUCCAAUUCUAUGCCGCUGCUCUAAUUUUGUUUUGGUUUUUUUUAUUUCUGCAAAGUUAGGUAUUUUCAAAAUCUGGUCCAUUUUCAGCAAUGUGAGGGUUUUCUUUUCGAGCAGUGCCAGAGAGAAAGUGUGAUAGAGUGAGUGACAAAUUUGGACCUCUGUGUGGAAGAAAUUGAAUAAUUGUGGAGUGACGUGAAAGCAUUUGACCCAUUCGCCGAUUUAUAUUUUUUGUAAUUACUUAAAAUGGCCAUAUUUGGAAUUCAGCUAGCCUUUUCCAUGAUAGUGGCAAGUAUCAUUUCGAAAUUGGGAGGAACACUGUCCCUAGCUCGAUACUUGUUGUGCAAUACUGGGCUUAUCCGUUACCUACACCCUACAGAUACGGAGCUUCGAGAAAUGGCAGGUGUACCAAAAGACAUGUCUGGGGGUGGAAAAGGGAAGGGCAAGAAAGGGAAUAAGGAUGACUAUAAAAGUCCAAACACGUUUCACGUUCCAAAAAAUUUGGACAUUACUUUAGAAACAGUAAAAGUGACACCCGUAGAAGUGAUUCAUUUACGAUUUUAUUCAGAAUAUCACUGGGUUUUGGAUUAUACAGUGUACGCCACAUUACUUUACAUAGUCACUGAGAUUUACUACGCUUUCUUUAAUGUCCCACAAGACGAAAUGAACUUGUCGGUAUAUUGGUGUUUCUUGUCAUUAGGCCUUUGCCUCAAAGUUUUGUGUUCUGUGACGGCCGUAUAUUUUCGUGGGGACGAAGUGAUGGGAGAACGAGCCAUGUGUAUGGUGAUGGGGGGAAUUUAUCUACUCGUGGCCAUGAUUAUUCUUAUCAUUGAUGAGAGCAACUUGGAAGUGGGAGUGGACCCAGCAUAUAAAAGCUUUCACGAUCACGCCUCCGCGUUUUUACAGGCACAAGGACUUCCAACAGCUGGUCCAGCCUCCAAGCUUCUCAUCAAGUUUACAGCAGCCGUGGCAGGUGGAAUGCUCGGAGUUUUAUUCACCUUUCCUGGAAUCAGGAUGAGCAGAAUGUUUUACGAUAGUUUAAAGUACUGCGAAGGCCGUCCAUUUAUUAAACUGCUGCUCAACUUAUCAUUUGUGUCGCCCUUGAUCGUGGUAGCUAUGUGGAUUCGUCCUAUUGGUCGUGACUUAUUUACAAAUUCCUUUGGCCGUUCUCCAGCUUUAAUGACUGAGGAGCAAUUUGAAACUUUCCGACUUGUGCUUGUUGUGUUGAUGGUAGUUUUACGCGUAGCCAUGAUGCCUUACUUUCUCCAAGCGUUCCUCAACAUUGCACAAGAUAGACUGACUGAACUGCACAAAGAGGCUGGACGCAUUUUGAAUAUUGACCUCCAGAAAAAGGUUGCCGGUGUGUACUACUACCUCUGCAUCGUGGCAUUGCAGUACAUAACGCCGAUUCUGAUUGUCCUUCAUUGUACCUUCCUUUAUAAAACUUUAGGAGGAGGUGGAUCGUGGAACGGUUCCGUGAAAGCUGCCGACUUUGGUGCAAAUGGAACCUCCCCCAUUUUCUCUUCCGUGAUGCCAGAUACAGAUGACGUGAAAUAUGCUGCCGAGCAUUUUUCUGUAGCUUUAUCAUCACUCAAAGUUGUGUUCAGUCCUGUCGUGUUUCGAGGAAUAUUUGGGUUUCUUUCGUGGUGGUGUAAUUUCCUUCUCUUGGCUUCGAGUGCAGUAGGAGCAGGGUAUUUGUCAUACCUCUCACACGCCUAAUUAUGCACAGGACGGCUUGGAUAGAAUAAUCACAAAAUUUUUCUAUGCAAUGACAAACCAUACAUACGAACCAUCCAAACGUUUACGAAAUAUUUAGUUGACAAAGGAAGAUUUCCAAAGAAAGACAAUGAAUAUAGUUUUAGAUGACACCUUGAUUGAUAAAACUCUGUGUUUACCUCAAGCGACCAAACUAAUUCUGUAGACAGUAGUUCGUGUCGGGAAAAAAAGUAUUCAGGCAGCUUUCGCCGUGUCCUUCCUUAAAUACAUAGAUCUCAUUGAGCCAAGGUAAAAUUGAUCUGGUUAGCAGUAGUAUUAAUAUACAUACAUGUGUAAAAAGGCCUUUUCCAUUACUCAAUAACUUCAACUGAUGCCUAUAUUUAAAAAAUAUGCUGAUUUGGUCAGUUACUCUGUUCUAAUUACAUGCCCAGGACUGGUUUGCAUCUGUCGUGUAAUGACUGCAAUGACAAUAUAUUCUCCUUCAAUAAUUUUGACCGUGCUCAAUUCCCAUCCCUUCUCCAAACCCAUGCAGCAUGACUGCUAUUUGGCUAAUAUGGUGAUAAUGGGGCGCAAGAAGAAGUGUCUAAUCUUUCUCAAGUCACUCUCCAACUGUCGCGUUUAUUUUUCCCGUUCCAAAGAAUUAUACUUCUUUUUCAGACUGUUGACGUGGUGUUUAUGAUAAUAAUAAUAUGGCUUAAUGGGGUGCAUUAUACAGAAGAUGAGUGUGCAGUUUUCUUUAUUCUUGACAUUUUGAUUUCAACUGUUGACUUUUUUGGGAUCCGAGUUCUUCUGUGUUUGUAUCAUGAUUCUUGAUUUAUAUCCCGGUGAUGAUUUCAAUAGCCUAAACUCAAAGUCUUCCUACGGGUGACAUAUGGAAGUGAUUGCUGGCAUUGUUCACUCUUAAAAUAUAGCAUUUGUUUGGUUAAUCUACUUAUGUUUUAAUUGUGCUAUAUUGUUUAAAAUGUUUGCUGUUGGGAUUUUGCAUUUUACAAAGCCUUGCUACUUAUGUACUAGUCUACCCUCUUACAUUGUGUAGCAUGCACUAACAUUUACCCCAAUUAAAGAGUAAAUUAUCCUCUUAUUAUCAAGGCCAAAUUAUCAUGAUUACCAAAACCGCCAGACAAAUCUUGUAGCGUAGAAUAGUUUAACAAAAUAGAGAAAUAUGGAUGUAAAAACCACAAGAAAUUAAAAAUAUUUACCUACCAGGAAAUAAGUAGAUAAUUACUUACACAAACUGUUAUAAUUUUAAAUUUUCAGUUAUCAAAUAAAGAAUGAAUGGCAAGUAAC
Messenger RNA from Folsomia candida, 3013 nucleotides. It is a transcript of the gene emei, whose product is annotated as transmembrane protein 161B. The record is from RefSeq and is a predicted model, not a curated record. The transcript has 14 exons. Lineage: Eukaryota; Metazoa; Arthropoda; Collembola; Entomobryomorpha; Isotomidae. The coding region runs from base 257 to 1729 and encodes 490 amino acids.